GCGGCCAGUCUCGCGAGCUCCGGUGAAGGGGGUAGCCAAUCGGCGCGCAGGGCCCGGGAGCCGGCAGCCAAUCGGCGCGCACCGCUGCCUGGACCCCGACCAAUGGGCGGGUUCCCCGACCUCCCCCUCGCUCGGGCUGCGGCGCGCGGGGAGCUCCGAGCGCGCCUCCAUUUAAAGGGACCGCCGCCUCCGCACGCUCCUGGGGGGCUCCGGCAGCGCCUGUGGCGGGGACGGGCGCGGCGGGGCGAUCGCCGUGGCGGAGCCGGGGAUCGGCAGUUGGUGGGCAGCUCUGGAUGGAUUCCAGCGAAUUCCCUGCCUCUUUGGGGCCCCUGCCUCUGCACAAUAAGCCCCUAAUUGGGGAUCUCCCUGCGGGCCUGGAGUUCGGAGAGGAUCUGCUGGCCUCCCAAACAGCCUCCAUCCCACAAGCAGCGACGGCCCAGCCCCAAGAGAUGGAGUGGGAGGCGUCUAAGCAAGCAGCGUCCGACGGUAGCUCACAGUUUGGCGUGGGGAAAGCCGCUGACCUGUCCACCGUGAGCAAGUCUAAUAGUUUGGCCCUGAGUAAAGCCAGCACUUUGGACCACCUGGAGAAGCCUGGCCUCCUGGGCAGCUUGAGCAAAGGAGGGGGCCAGGAGGGGCUAGAGAAGUCUGGGGACCCCGAUGGCUUCUUCAAAGCACGUGGAUCUCUGGACCCAGAGAAUGGGACUGAAGCCCCCCCCGUACCGGGAACCGAACAGCGCCUGAGUCCCGAAGCUUUGCAGGAGGAGGAGGAGGGGGGCUCCCAAGGAGGCACGGGGCAGGAGAGCCACACCAAGCAGCCCAGCUGCGCUCCAAACCGCUCCGCCGAGGAGGACCCUGAGGUGGUCGAGGUGAGCAGCGUGCCCCCUUCGCAAGAAGCCGCCCCCUCGUCCGGCAGCCCCACAACGAGCCCACGGCUGGCGAAGAAGCCCCGGUUGAAACCCCCCAAGAAGAGCGCCCUGGACGCUUCGGCUAACGCAAAGGAGGAGGAAGGGGCCCCUCCGAACAGCCUCCCUGAGCCUGUGCCCCCCCUGCCGCCCGUUCCAGAAGUGGCCGAGGGGAGUCUGAGUGCAGCCACGAAAGAAAGUGGGCCCAGCGAAGCCACCAAAGGACGAGAAGCGGGAGCUCCACCAUCCCUUGCAGGGGAAGGCGCUGGUGCGAAGGGAGCCGAGGCCCCCGUCGAAAGGGAGCAGAAGAGGAGCGAGCGAGCCAGGAGGGCAGAGGUGUCUCGGCCAGAAACGGUCAACUCUUCAGAGAGCAUCCCCGUCUCUGAUGAGGACUCGGACGCCAUGGUGGAUGACCCCAACGACGAGGACUUUGUCCCCUUCCGCACCCGCCGGCCCACCCGCCUGUCUCUGCGCAACCAGAUGGCCCAGCGGGCGGCCCGCUCAACCGUCACCAAGAUGAACUGCGCCAACUGCCGCACGCCGCUACAGAAGGGCCAGACGGCUUACCAGCGCAAGGGGCUCCCCCAGCUCUUCUGCUCCAGCUCCUGUCUCACCACCUUCUCCAAGCGGCCCCUCAGCAGGAAGAGCUGCACCUUCUGCAAAAAGGACAUCUGGAACACCAAGGAGUCGGUGGUGGCCCAGAUCGACAACUCUUUCCACGAGUUCUGCACCUCGGUUUGCCUCUCGCUCUACGAAGCGCAGCAGCAGCAGCGUCCGGCCCCACAGGCAGCUGAAACCUCGGACACCAUCCGGUGCAGCGUCUGCUACAAGACUGGAGAAAUCCAGCACGAAGUGAGCAACGGCAGUGUCGUGCACCGGAUCUGCAGCGAUGCCUGCUUCACGAAAUUCCGGGCCACCAAAGGGCUGAAAACCAACUGCUGCGACAGCUGUGGCCUUUACCUGUACAACAAGGGGGCCCCCUUGGAAUUCCUCUUCCACGAGGGGCAGCAGAAGCGCUUCUGCAACCCCACCUGCCUCAACAGCUACAAGAAGAAACACACCCGGGUCUACCCAUGCAUGUGGUGCAAGACGCUGUGCAAGAACUUCGACAUGCUCUCCCACAAAGACCGCAACGGCAAGCUGGGCCUCUUCUGCUCCGUCUGCUGCACCACCUCGUACAAGGUCAAGCAGGCCGGACUGACAGGACCCGUCCGGCCUUGCAGCUUCUGCCGAAAGAGCCUGUCUGAGCCCUGCUAUUACAACAAGAACAAGCAGGUGGUGUACCAGUUCUGCAGCCCCAGCUGCUGGACCAAAUUCCAGCGCUCCAGCCCGGAAGGUGAGAUCCACUUGACCUGUCAUUCCUGCCACAACCUCUUCACUGGGAAGCCCGAGAUCCUGGAUUGGCAGGACAAUGUCUACCAGUUCUGCUGCCGGGACUGCUGCGAGGACUUCAAGCGGCUGCAAGGGGUGGUCUCCCAGUGCGAGCACUGCAAGCAGGAGAAGCUGCUGCACGAGAAGAUCCGCUUCUCGGGAGUGGAGAAGAACUUUUGCAGCGAAGGGUGUGUGCUUCUUUACAAACAGGAUUUCACCAAGAACCUUGGCCUCUGCUGCGUGACCUGCACCUAUUGCUCCCAGACCUGCCAGCGAGCCGUCACCGAGCAGCUGGAGGGCAGCACCUGGGACUUCUGUAGCGACGACUGCAAAAGCAAAUACCUGCUCUGGUACUACAAGGUAGCUCGGUGCCACGCUUGCAAGCGGCAGGGGAACCUGUUGGAAACGAUUCACUGGCGAGGCCAAAUCAAGCAUUUCUGCAACCAGCAGUGCCUGUUGAGGUUUUACAACCAACAGAAUCAGCCCAACCUGGACACCCAGAAAGGGCCUGAGAGUCUGCUGAACAGUCAGGCCCCGGAGCCCAAGCAGCCCUCUGCCGCUGCCCAGAAAGCGGAGCCCAGCGCGGAACCUGCCAAGACCGCCCCCACCUCGCCAACAUCAGCUGCCCCCCAGCCCCCUCAGCCGGUCACCCCCCGGAAGAACAAGUCCGCCAUGUGCAAGCCGCUCAUGCAGAACCGAGGGAUUUCCUGCAAGACCGAGAUGAAAUCCAAGGGCUGCCAGACAGACGACUGGAAGCCUCAGGUGAUUGUGCUGCCCAUACCUGUACCAGUCUUUGUGCCCGUGCCCAUGAACAUGUACUGCCAGAAAGUCCCGGUGCCUUUCUCCAUGCCAGUCCCCGUCCCUGUGCCAAUGUUUCUGCCCACCACCCUGGAGAGCACAGAGAAGAUUGUGGAGACCAUUGAGGAGCUGAAGGUGAAGAUCCCUUCCAACCCUCUGGAAGCUGACAUCCUAGCCAUGGCGGAGAUGAUCGCCGAGGCCGAAGAGCUGGACAAAGCCUCCUCUGACUUGUGUGACCUGGUGAGCAACCAGAGUGCCGAGGGCCUCCUGGAGGACUGCGACCUCUUUGGGCCGGCCAGGGAUGACGUCCUGGCCAUGGCGGUCAAGAUGGCCAACGUCCUGGAUGAGCCGGGACAAGACCUGGAGGCCGACUUCCCUAAAAGUGAGGGCAGCGCCAGAGACCCCUUGGACAUCAAUCCCAGUGUGGACUUCCUCUUCGACUGCAGCCUGGUGGCCCCUGAGGACGUCGCUGCAGAUCCGGACUUGCCUCGCGCGAUUCGCAAGGGCCAGAAGCGCCUGGUGCUGUCGGAGAGCUGCUCCAGGGACUCCGUAAGCAGCCAGCCCAGCGGCUCAGUCCUCAACUCCUCCUACGGGGUGAACGCCUGGAAGAGCUGGGUGCAGGCCAAGUACGUGGGGGCCGAAACCAGCAAGGGCGACGAGCUGCGCUUUGGCCCCAAGCCCAUGCGGAUCAAGGAGGACAUCCUAGCCUGCACGGCGGCUGAGCUGAACUACGGCCUGGCCCAGUUCGUCAAGGAAAUCACCCGGCCCAACGGGGAGCGCUACGAGCCAGACAGCAUCUAUUACCUGUGCCUGGGGAUCCAGCAGUACUUGUUGGAGAACAACCGCAUGGUCAACAUCUUCACCGACCUCUACUACCUGACUUUUGUGCAAGAACUGAACAAGUUGCUGAGCGGAUGGCAGCCUUCGGUCCUGCCCAAUAGCACGGUCUUCUCCCGUGUGGAAGAGGAGCACCUCUGGGACUGCAAGCAGCUGGGCGUCUACUCCCCAUUUGUGCUGCUCAACACCCUCAUGUUCUUCAACACCAAGUACUUCGGGCUGCAGACGGCCGAGGAGCACAUGCAGCUCUCCUUCACCAACGUGGUGCGGCAGUCGCGCAAGUGCACCAUGCCGCGGGGCUCGGCCAAAGUCGUGAGCAUCCGCUACUACGCGCCUGUGCGGCACCGGAAGGGCCGAGAGAGCGGCCUGGGCAAGCGGAAGAGAGAGGAGGAGGCGCCGGUCUUGGAGCAGCGGGAAAACCGCCUGAAUCCCUUGCGCUGCCCGGUCAAGUUCUACGAGUUCUAUCUCUCCAAAUGCCCCGAGAGCCUCCGCAGCCGCAACGACGUCUUCUACCUGCAGCCGGAGCGCUCCUGCAUCGCGGAGUCCCCGCUCUGGUACUCGGUCAUCCCCAUGGACAAGAGCAUGCUGGAGAGUAUGCUGAACCGUAUCCUGGCUGUGCGCGAGAUCUACGAGGAGCACAGCCGCGGGGUGGGAGGCCUGGAUGACGACAUGGACUGACCCGGGCGGCCCUCGCUGUGAGAGAAGGUGGGCUCCGGUGCUGCUCCCCCCAUCCCUGGCUGCAGGGACCGGGGGUAGCUCGCCCGUCAGCCCUUCCCUUUCUGGAGGACAGGCAUAAAGGACUCGGCCACUGCCUCUUCCACCCUGGCAAUGGUCCCCUGGUGUCUCCGCCCUCCCCACGCUUCUUGGGGGUCCCUUCUUGGCUGGCCUCAUCACCUGGUCUCUCUCUCCAGACUGGCAGGGAAGGGGGCACAGGUGGCUUCUGGACUUAGGGGUGGAUCGAGAGCCCUUCCCUGGAGGGAAAGGAGGGAGGGAGGGGGGUGGCUCCCGAGGGCCCGUUCUCGUACCCCCUGCCCUUCCGCUGACAUCUGGCCCCGGCCUGCUGCUCUUCCUCCAGGGGCUCAGAGGCUGCCUCGCACCCAGGUCCCCCCCCCUGUCUCUGUGUGUGGCGUUGAGCUCUGAGCUAUGGCUGGUGGUGGUGCCGUUUGUUGAGCCUGUAUAUACAUUGUCCUGGCCCAGCCCUGCAGUGUCCGUGUCUCCAGUGAGCCAGUUGUGGGCCUCGUUAUCGCGUUGUGAUAUACUGGACGUUCAGACCCGGCCCCCCACCCCACCCCCCUGCGUCUCUCUGGAAAUCAUUCAUUUCAAAUAAAGGCAGAAAAAGCUCUCUGGUUUUGGCUCUUUCUGGCGAAGGGGGGGGAAGAAACUUGGUGCUGCAGCCCCAGAGGUCAGCCGGGAGGGCCUCCAGAUCAGUGGGGAGCCAGCUCCCCCCUCCCCCCGAUUUCUCUUUCUGGCCUACCGGAGGAACAAUCUGGGCUGCCCGUCUCCUGUGUGUUCUUUCACCCUUCGGCCAUUAGGGGGCAGUAGCUCACGUCAACGUUUGGGGAGCUGCUGCUGUGGUCAGAGCCAGAGACAGUCCAGCUUGGUGCCCUACAGUGGACUUCAUGGUCUGUGCAAGCUAGGAAUUACCUCCCCCCACCACCCGAGGCGCCAUGGUGUGUGUUCAUGCGGGGCACAGCUCAAGGCAGGCGUUCCAGCUGCCUCCGGGCCAUGGGGCAAGGGGGAAGGGCAGCCGGAACACAGCAAGGAAAGGCGAUCUGCUUUUAGGCCCCAGCUGAAGAGAAGCGAGCCUGGGCAGAGGGCUCAACCCGGGCGCUGUGUUUGUGGGAGAGGCCCCUUGUGCCUCAACCUGGAAGUGGCUGCGGAGCAGGUGGGGUUUCUCCCCCGGAUGGAAAUUCCACCUGUUCCUGCCUGAAUGUGGGACGAGGAGGCGCUCAAAGGUUGGGCAAGAAGGGAAGGAAGACAGUCUCAGGCCAGGGCGCAGCCCAACAAGGAGCUGGACAGUCUCUGGAGCGGGGAAAGCUGCCAGGGAGAUGUUGGGCCAGCCCACCCACUUGACUGAGUCCGGAACGCCUCAACUGCCCUGACUGCCCCAUUUCGACUGAGUCCUUCAAGCGCCCAUUGCCCCAGUGGGGGCUCCGAGCCCCUGCCCUUCCCUCAUCCAGCAGUGGCAUUUGGGUGCCCUCCGAGUUUUGCCUGGCUGCCUUUCCCAUUGCAGGGUUUCCUCCGCCUUUACUGCGCCUGGCUCCUUACGCCUCUCCUACAGGGGGAGGAGGAGUCUUGCCUUUAGCUACCAGCCUCACAAAAAAAAGGGAAGCCGGGUUGAUCUGCCGCCGUGCCCCUUGUGCCCCAUCUCUGCAAAACCCUCUGCCUCUCCUUCGGCUGGCAGGUCGGGACACCUGGACUAAGCCAGCUUGCCUCCCCCCCCCCAAACAGGCUAAGGGUCCUGCCAGCUGCCGCCUCUUUCCUCAGCCCCCUCUCCCCCUCUUCUGCUUAGGCUCCUGGCAGGAGUUCUUUGGCUGGAUCCAGACUUGGGGAUGGGAAGGGGAGAUUCCUCCCACCUCCGGACGUACUUUUCAGCAAACAGUGGCCGGCCAGGAAUUCAAGCGGAGGAGGAAGGUCUGCCUCUCCAGCUAAAGCAACUUUUCGUCUGCCGAUGUGAAAGCCCAAAGAAAAACCCCUGAAGGAAAGACCUGCAAAAUCGUUUUAAUACUGUGACUUGCUUUGGUACAGUAAAAUGCAGCCGACGAGCCGGGCUGCAAUUGGAUUUCCUGGCCGGAAAGGGCCUGCAGCGACCUUCAGGAGCCCCCGUUGCAGACCACCAGCCUGUGGGCUUCACCUAGCUGCAACCAGGGUGUUCCCCAGACCGAUCCGGUGCCUGCAAAAUCCC
This is a messenger RNA of Thamnophis elegans (Western terrestrial garter snake), 6813 nucleotides long. It is a transcript of the gene ZMYM3, whose product is annotated as zinc finger MYM-type containing 3. The transcript has 25 exons. The record is from RefSeq and is a predicted model, not a curated record. The coding region runs from base 294 to 4586 and encodes 1430 amino acids. Gene Ontology annotation, molecular function: zinc ion binding. NCBI's taxonomy places the organism in Eukaryota, Metazoa, Chordata, Lepidosauria, Squamata, Natricidae.